AUGUCCUGGUCUUUCGCACAUCAUGUAAUAUUCGACGGCGCUCCAGGGUUUAGAAACGGUUCGGAUUCGGGGCUUCUGUCUGUCAAUUUAAUUUAUUCGAGAGAAGACAAAGCUGCCAACGACGAAGACGAUUACGAGGACAAUGAGAACUAUAACGGCGGAUACAUACAGGUGAUUCCCAACGAAAGCGACGUGAAGGUCGGCACGGUGGCCACCGCGUUCUCGAGCCAGGAGAUCAGGGACAGCAUGUCCUCGGUUGCCACGGACGACAAUUAUGUUAAUGUGGACGAUCCGAGUAAAGCCAGGGCUGCAAGCAGCUGUGCCAAUGACGACAAUUAUGUAAAUGUGGGGGAUCAAAGUGAGUCGGAAGAUACGAGGCUCAGUGAAUGUUUAGAAUACGUGAACGUGGAAGAUUCAGGGAAACAUUCUUCCAGCGACAGCGAAGACGAACACGACUAUGAAAAUGUUGAAAGCAGAAAAUCUUUAAGGUCACAAAGACAUAGCAGCCGAUGAGUGAACGAUUUGCCGCGUGGAGCUCGGACCCCGAGUCUUAUCCUGAGAGAAGCCGCAGGACCGGUGCCAAUUCUGCUGUGAGGUCCGCUUUCCGUCCCCCCCCCCCGUGCCCUUUCUAAAAACAUUCUCGUGCUUCGGAUCUUCACCAAUUCAUCUUUAAUACUUGUCACGAAAGUCCUUCAUUUAUUUUUUAUCAUUAUUAUUAUUAUUAUUUUUAAAUUCUGGAAUUUUUGAAGGAUUUUUAAUGUCACGGAGCUGGGGAGACGAUCCUCAUCCUUUUAAUAAUAAUAGGAUUUUUUUUUAUUUUUUUUUGGCGCCGUACUGGUGCCGAGAGGUUUUUUUGGCUACGGCACACGCUCAGCCGUUUAUCGCUUUGUAUUCGCUGAGCAAGAAGAGAAACCACAGCUUCCUGUGACAUUUAGAGGGAACACGAGACAAUCGGGGUAAAAAAAAUAGAA
Messenger RNA from Spea bombifrons (plains spadefoot toad), 971 nucleotides. Its product is annotated as linker for activation of T-cells family member 1-like. Gene Ontology annotation, cellular component: membrane. Gene Ontology annotation, biological process: signal transduction. The record is from RefSeq and is a predicted model, not a curated record. The coding region runs from base 1 to 513 and encodes 170 amino acids. NCBI's taxonomy places the organism in Eukaryota, Metazoa, Chordata, Amphibia, Anura, Pelobatidae. The transcript has 9 exons.